CACGACCGCCGAGGGGAUGAACUUCACCGUGGGUUUCAAGCCGCUGCUAGGGGAUGCACACAGCAUGGACAGCCUGGAGAAGCAGCUCCUCUGCCCCAUCUGCCUGGAGAUGUUCUCCAAGCCGGUGGUCAUCCUGCCCUGCCAACACAACCUCUGCCGCAAGUGCGCCAAUGACGUCUUCCAGGCCUCCAACCCUCUGUGGCAGUCCCGGGGCUCCACCACCGUAUCCUCGGGAGGCCGCUUCCGCUGCCCGUCCUGCAGACAUGAGGUGGUCCUGGACCGACACGGGGUCUACGGCCUGCAGCGGAACCUGCUGGUGGAGAACAUCAUUGACAUCUACAAGCAGGAGUCCUCACGGCCACUGCACUCCAAGGCUGAACAGCAUCUCAUGUGUGAGGAGCAUGAGGAAGAGAAGAUCAAUAUCUACUGCUUGAGCUGUGAGGUGCCCACCUGCUCGCUUUGCAAGGUCUUUGGGGCCCACAAGGACUGCGAGGUGGCUCCACUGCCUGCCAUUUACAAACGUCAGAAGAGUGAGCUCAGUGAUGGCAUCGCGAUGCUGGUGGCAGGCAACGACCGGGUGCAAGCUGUGAUCACACAGAUGGAGGAGGUGUGCCAGACCAUCGAGGACAACAGCCGAAGGCAGAAGCAGUUGUUAAAUCAGAGGUUUGAGAGUUUGUGCGCUGUGCUGGAGGAGCGCAAGGGCGAGCUGCUGCAGGCGCUGGCGCGCGAGCAAGAGGAGAAGCUGCAGCAGGUCCGUGGCCUCAUCCGGCAGUACGGAGACCACUUGGAGGCCUCGAGCAAGCUGGUGGAGUUGGCCAUCCAGUCCAUGGAGGAGCCGCAGAUGGCGCUCUACCUCCAGCAAGCCAAGGAGCUGAUCAAUAAGGUCGGGGCGAUGUCCAAGGUGGAGCUGGCAAGUCGGCCAGAGCCGGGCUACGAGAGUAUGGACCAGUUCACGGUGAGCGUGGAGCAUGUGGCUGAAAUGCUGAGGACCAUCGACUUCCAGCCAGGUGAGGGAAUGAGUACUGGCCGGGGUGGGGGUGCUGCCGGGGAGGAAGACGACGAAGAGGUGGUGUUGGACGGGGAUGAAGGCACCGGUGUAGGGCCAGAUGAGCGGCAGGACGCGCAGGAAGCUGUCUCUCGCGAGCACAGGCCCACACUGAGCCGGCUCGCAGUGGAGAGUCUGCAACCCCCCACCGGUGUGGUGGGAGAUCUGCGCAGCGGUGACCGCACCCCCAGCUUGGCACUACCCGUGGAAGUAUGGCUCAAUAAAGGACUGUAG
Molecule: messenger RNA, 1279 nt
Organism: Ochotona curzoniae (black-lipped pika)
Lineage: Eukaryota; Metazoa; Chordata; Mammalia; Lagomorpha; Ochotonidae
Product: tripartite motif-containing protein 54-like
Exons: 9
Coding region: 17-1279 (420 amino acids)
Molecular function (GO): zinc ion binding
Source: RefSeq, a predicted model, not a curated record